Saxophila tyrrhenica is the source of this 612-nucleotide messenger RNA. RefSeq lists its product as uncharacterized. Bases 1 to 612 code for a protein of 203 amino acids. The record is from RefSeq and is a predicted model, not a curated record. NCBI's taxonomy places the organism in Eukaryota, Fungi, Ascomycota, Dothideomycetes, Mycosphaerellales, Extremaceae. The transcript has 2 exons.
AUGCCAACCACCGAGCUUGCCACCAUCUCUCUCAAAGCAGGAAGCCAAAUCGGCGAACCCAACAACCCAGCAGCAGCAGUCUUCAAGGACUGCGCUGAUACAAUCGCCCGACAGGAUGGCUUCGAGGGCAUGCAGUUUGACUGGACGAGCAAGAGCAAACACGAGGAGUUCAUGGCCUCGCCCGACUACGGUCCGUUCUUUAAAAGCUUCGGAACCAUUAUCGGGGGUGGCCUCAGCCUCGCACAUAUCGAUUUCCAGCCCGAGGGCGGUGCCACCCGUGCUAUGAGCGCACCUGUCACCGAAGUCGUGACCUUUUACUUUGAAGGGGGCCCUCCAGAUGACUCCUUCGAGAGCUGCAAGAAGUUUCUCGAGACCUGCGAGAAGGAAUCGCAGCAGAAGGUGUAUGGUUGGGCUUACGGGACUACGUACGAGGAGAUCGAGAAAGAUGGUGUGAAGGGCAAGGGAGCGGUGUUGUUGAUCGGGUGGGAGAGCAGACAGGAGCAUAUGGACUUCCGCGAGACGGACACUUUCAAGAACAACAUCCACUUGUUGAGGCAGACGGCGAAGGGGAUUGAGAUGCAUCACACGCAGUUUAUGAACUUCGUGGCUUAG